Messenger RNA from Toxoplasma gondii ME49, 297 nucleotides. RefSeq lists its product as hypothetical. The record is from RefSeq and is a predicted model, not a curated record. The transcript is spliced from 3 exons. The coding region runs from base 1 to 297 and encodes 98 amino acids. Lineage: Eukaryota; Apicomplexa; Conoidasida; Eucoccidiorida; Sarcocystidae.
AUGGGAGCCCGGGGUCACGCUUGGGUUGGGUGCUGCCUGCAGAUCCUUCUGUGUUGUGUUGUGCCUGAAUGCGGGCGGAUAAUUUUCUGUCUGGCUCUCAGCGUAGGUGGCCAUGAAUUUCGAUUUAAUUACGGAGAGGGAGACCACUGCCUGGAUGCGCACGCAAUCUGCCUUCGAGUACCCCCGGAAAUUCUGGAGGUGCAUGAUAUCGAGGAUCAUGAGGUGCUGAAAGUACGCUCUAUUUACGCGCGUGUCACUGACAUUGGGCAUAGUGAGCGGGGUGCAAAUUGCCAGUGA